AAUUUCCAUAACAUGCAGAGAUCCAAGGCCGACUCCAACGCAAAGUGUGCCCUCUGAUUUUAUCUUUCACGAUCUUCUCGCUCUAGAAAAUAAAAUUUAUAUUACGAAAUCCAUGCGUGUUGGUGAUAGGGUUAGGGCACAAGUGCUAUUAUUUGAAAAAUUUAGAUAAUUUGGUGUGUUUAUCUUUCUCUCUCUAAAAUUCUGGGGCCUCACGCCCUGUAGAAGGAGGAGUUUAAGGAGAGGCUGUUAAGGGUUCUAUUCUAUUGAAUUGGCAACCAUACAAGGCACUGUUUCUUCUCCUCAUCUAAGAGUGAGACCAGGAACGAGAGAAUACCUCCCUCUUUACAGAACUUGUUAAUAGCCUCAUCAGGUUUUUAAUGUGGUUACUAAGAAUUUACCAAUGGUAGACUCUUCACACUAGCAAUUGUAGCUGGGAGUGCUUUUGCAAUGUAUUCUAGAAGGCUUAGGUGCAAAUGCCAAAAUGGGGUUACUUUUCUCCGACAAAUUCAUGAUUUGAUCAACUUACAGGGCUAUGAGUGUAGGGGAUUAUGCAGGUCCCAUUUUUGGGCUCCCCCAAAUUCUCGAUCGCUUAAGACUGAUUCUUCUAGAGUUCCGGAUUGGCCUGAUAGGGGGGCUUCUAGUGCAAGUGGGAGUUUUGAUCUUUGCUGCCGAAUAUUUCCAAGAACUUUACAGUACUCUCCAAUAAAUUUCACAAACACUUAUGGGAUUAGGAGCCCUUUGUAUUUGUCAUCGCAGUCUAGGUUUUAUAGUUCAGAUGGUGACGGAAGGAAUGCAAGUGAGGGAAAACAUGUGCCUGUUAAAGAUACCAGUGAUAUAGAUAAGACAGUGAGUGGCCAUAUUAAUGAUCAUGGUGGAGUUGGUAAGUCACAAGGAGAGAGAAUUAAUGGGGAUUUGAGGUAUUUUACUGACCAUGCUCAGUUCGGUGAGCAAGAUCAGAAAGAGUGGCUGCUUAGUGAGAAAUCAUCUAUGGAGAGCAAGAAGAGAGAGUCACCAUUCCUUUCCAAGAGGGCGAGGUUCAAAAAUGAGUUCUUGAGGCGGGUGGUUCCAUGGGAGAAGAUCAAUGUCUCCUGGGAAUCAUUUCCCUAUUUCAUCCAUGAGCAUACUAGAAAGACUCUGGUGGAAUGUACGGCUUCACAUUUGAAACACAAGCGAUUUGCAUCACAAUAUGGUUCCCGCUUGAGUUCUUCUUCGGGAAGAAUCUUGUUACAGAGUAUUCCAGGAACAGAGCUCUAUAGGGAAAGGCUAGUCAGAGCUCUAGCACGUGAUAUGCAAGUCCCUUUAUUAAUACUAGACAGCAGUGUUCUUGCCCCUCAUGACUUUGGUCGAGAAUGUGCAUCAGAGAGUGAUACAGAUGAUGAAACUGCAGAAACAGGGGAAGAAUGCACUACAGAGUCGGAGGUUGAGGAUGAAAAUGACGCGAGCAAUGAAGAAGAAUGGGCAAGCAGUAGUGAAAUCAAGUCUGAUAGUGAUGAAGAUGAGGUUGAGGCAAGGGCUGCUGAAGCUCUCAGGAAGCUUGUGCCAUAUACCAUUGAGGACUUUGAGAAGAGAGUAUCAGGAGCAGAGGCUGAAAGUAGUGGUGCAUCAACAAAGUCAGAUCCUGCUGAAUCUUCACAGCAAUCAAAACAACCCCUUAAAAAAGGAGACCGUGUCAAGUACGUUGGUGCUUCUAUACCUGAUGCUGUUAAUAACCGGAUUAUUCUUGGGAAAAUACCUACAACUCAUGGCCCAACUAAUGCAUUUACAUAUCUCAGUGGCAGGCCCUUGUCAAGUGGUCAACGCGGGGAGGUAUAUGAGGUUAAUGGGGAUCAGGUUGCUGUAAUUUUGGAUCACAGUGAGAAGAAAACUAAGGAUGAAAAGAACGGUGAAGUUACUGAAGAUGCUUCUAAAGCACCAGUUUAUUGGAUUGACAUUCACGACCUCGAACAUGAUCUGGAUACCCAGACGGAGGAUUGGUACAUUGCAAUGGAAGCCCUUUGUGAGGUUUUGCCAUCUUUACAGCCAAUUAUUGUUUACUUUCCAGACACUUCACAAUGGUUGUCGAGGGCAGUUCCAAAGUCAAGCCAUAAGGAAUUUGUCCUUAAAGUAGAGGAAAUGUUUGACCAAUUAUCAGGGCCUGUUGUUUUGAUUUGUGGGCAGAACAAAGUAGAAUCGGGGUCCAAGGAGAAAGAGAAAUUUACAAUGGUUUUACCUCAUUUUGGUCGUCUCGGUCGGCUGCCUGUUCCAUUGAAGCGACUUACAGAGGGAUUGAAGGCUACCAAAACAUCAAAGAAUGAUGACAUAUACAAACUUUUCAUGAAUGUCAUAAAUAUCCAAUCGCCAAAGGAAGACGAAUUGCUAAGAACAUUCAAUAAACAAAUUGAAGAGGAUAGAAGAAUUAUCAUCUCUAGGAGCAAUUUAAGUGAGCUACAUAAGGUUCUAGAGGAGCAUGAUCUAUCAUGUCCCAAUCUUUUGCAUGUCAAAACUGAUGGGGUGAUUCUCACAAAACAGAAAGCAGAAAAGGUUGUUGGUUGGGCCAGGAAUCAUUAUUUGUCAGGAUGCAUUCUUCCUUCAAUAAAGGCUGAUCGGCUCACUGUACCCCUUGAAAGCCUGGAAAUUGCAGUUACAAGAUUGAGGGAUCAGGAAGUGCUGUCCAGAAAACCCACACAAAGCUUGAAGAGUCUAGCAAAGGAUGAGUAUGAGAGUAAUUUCGUCUCUGCGGUUGUUCCUCCUGAAGAAAUUGGCGUAAAAUUUGAUGAUAUUGGUGCCCUGGAAGAAGUAAAGCAGACAUUAAAUGAAUUAGUUACUCUUCCAAUGAGGAGGCCAGAGCUUUUUUCUCGUGGAAAUCUCUUGAGGCCUUGCAAAGGAAUUUUGCUCUUUGGUCCUCCAGGGACUGGGAAAACUCUUCUUGCAAAAGCGCUUGCAACAGAAGCUGGAGCAAAUUUUAUCAGCAUAACUGGUUCCACUCUUACAUCUAAGUGGUUUGGAGAUGCUGAAAAGCUCACUAAGGCCCUUUUCUCAUUUGCAUCCAGAUUAGCCCCAGUUAUCAUAUUUGUUGAUGAGGUUGACAGUCUUCUUGGAGCUCGUGGUGGUGCAUUUGAGCAUGAAGCCACAAGAAGAAUGCGUAAUGAAUUCAUGUCAGCUUGGGAUGGACUUAGGUCCAAAGAUAGCCAGAGAAUCCUCAUUCUUGGUGCAACUAAUCGGCCGUUUGACCUGGAUGAUGCGGUCAUACGCCGUUUGCCUAGAAGAAUAUAUGUGGACCUGCCAGAUAUGGAGAACCGAAUGAAAAUUUUGAAGAUAUUCCUUGAGCGAGAAAACCUAGAUUCCAGCUUCCAACUUGACAAACUUGCCAAUGCCACCCUAGGGUAUUCGGGAAGUGAUUUGAAGAACUUGUGCAUUGCAGCAGCAUACAGACCUGUUCAAGAACUUUUAGAAGAAGAAAAGAAGAAUGGAAGAAAAGAACCAGCACCAGUUCUGAGGCCAUUGAACCUGGAUGAUUUCAUACAGGCAAAAUCGAAGGUCGGUGCAUCGGUAGCAUAUGAUGCCACGAGUAUGAAUGAGCUUCGGAAGUGGAAUGAACAAUACGGGGAAGGAGGCAGCAGAAGGCGAUCUCCAUUUGGUUUCGACAACUGACUUGAUAUUCCCUCAAAAAAAACCCCAUGUAACCCCUUUUUGUGUGUUCCUCUAAACAUCCUCUUAGAGUAAAGGUUAAGAAAGCAGGCUAUGUAAUUUAUGGAUGUAAGGGCCUUGCCUGUUUCUAAAUUUUCGGCCUUCUUUUGAGCGAUAAUUCUUCUAUGUAAUCCCAUUUGGGGAGCUAUUUAGGGUUUAAUAAUAUAUAUUUGGCAUUUAAUUUAAUGUUCAUUGUGUACC
Molecule: messenger RNA, 3867 nt
Organism: Amborella trichopoda
Lineage: Eukaryota; Viridiplantae; Streptophyta; Magnoliopsida; Amborellales; Amborellaceae
Cellular component (GO): mitochondrial outer membrane
Molecular function (GO): ATP hydrolysis activity; ATP binding
Source: RefSeq, a predicted model, not a curated record